Messenger RNA from Dujonia railenensis, 1239 nucleotides. Lineage: Eukaryota; Fungi; Ascomycota; Pichiomycetes; Serinales; Debaryomycetaceae. The record is from the annotation of a GenBank genome assembly.
AUGUUUACAAAAAAAAAAAAAAAUGAAAACAUAAACCUUCUGCUUGUACAAGGGAAAGCUUACAGAGAGAUUGAAGAUAUGAUUGAAUCUACUGAGGACUUGUUGAACGAAUAUCCUCGAAUGAGGGACGUGAUAAAUUUUACUGAUGAUAAUGAAGAAAUACAAUUUAAUAAAGAUAUCGGAAGGUUGAACCGUAGAAGUAAGAUAGAUGAUCUAACCGUGUUCAGUGAUUUUAACGACAAUGUUACCAGUGAUAGUAUAGACAGAGAAAUUGAAAAUUUGUUAAAAGAUUCUAAUGUUCCAGCAAGAAAUAAGCGAGACUCUCUUAAUUUUGAUGACGAUCUUGGACUGGACAAAACAGAAUUAAUAAUACGAGAAACGCAUAAGCUUAUCAACUCUAUACCACAUGGAGUAUUCAGUAGUACACAAGGGGAGAAUUAUCAAAACUUGCUCACAUCUUCCAUAAAUAAAUUAGUAGCCCAAUUGGAAGAAGUGAAAAUGGAAAAUAGAAGGUUACGAAAUGAGCGGGCCGAAUUGUCUGCCCAUGGUAAAGAUCAAGUUGCCAAGUUGAAUGAGCAAGUAAUCAAAUUCGAACUUGAGAAUCGACAGUUGAAGCUGCAAUUGAAAAUCAAGGAAAAUGAAGCUAGUGCGAAAAGUUUAGCUAGUGAUAAGGAAAGGAACCUCUUGAGAAGUAAAUUGAUCAAGUAUAAACAGUUGUACGACAAUAAAGUGAAGGAAGAGAGAUCUAACCAGCUCAAAGAACAUAGUAAAGUGGAAGAGAACAAAGUGAAAAUGGAUGACGAUAGUUUGAAGGAGCUCGUAUUGAAAAUAAUACGAGAAAAUGAAAGCAAGCAAGGGGCGGUGAAAAAAGAAAGUGAGCACGAUGAAGACAAGGAAAAUCAGAUCAGUGAGCCAAAUGAGAAGCUAAGUAGUGCCACUUCUAAAGUAGCGCUGGAAAUCGCAUCACUAAUUAGUGCCGUAGAAUCGAAGAAAAGAAAGGUGAAAUUCACCGAGUUGAAUGAGGAAGUGAAACUUGACCCACCUGCGGUCGAGCAACUGCAUGAGAGGCUGGAACCUGCGGCAGAUAUUGUAUUGAAAUGUGUUAUAGAGUACCCUUCGGAAAGCGUAAAGGGAAAAUGUAACCAGUGUAAUUCAGAGGAAGUGCUUCCUAAGGAAAGGUUCAUUGAUUCUGGAUCCGACACGGUUAAUUUAAUGGGAGAGUACAAGUGGACCAUAUAG